GAAGAUUGGAAUCAAAUGCAGUCUCAGGAAGAAGAUGUGGCAAUAACUGAGCAGGACCUCGAACUCAUUAAAGAAAGAGAAACAGCCAUCAGGCAAUUAGAGGCAGACAUUUUGGACGUCAAUCAGAUAUUUAAGGAUUUAGCCAUGAUGAUUCAUGACCAAGGAGAUAUGAUUGAUAGCAUAGAGGCGAAUGUGGAAAGCGCAGAAGUCCACGUGGAAAGAGCCAGUGAGCAGUUACAGAGAGCUGCCUAUUAUCAGAAGAAAUCCCGGAAGAAGAUCUGUAUCCUGCUUCUGGGUCUUGCUGUGGCUUCUAUAAUCAUAGGAUUCAUUAUCUGGAAGACAACAAAAUGAAAUCCUCACGUGGAACGUCGUCUCAUUGCAGAGAUUUAUUUUUUUUUCCCUCGGAGCGGACAGGCUGACCAGUCUCGGAAAUGAAUUGACCACCCUGAGAGAGCACAAGCUGGAACUACUUAUAGUAAUAGAUAUUAGCAACUAAUGUGCAAAUAACUAGUAUUUGGAAUUAGUGAACCAUGGAGACAGUAUUUAUGAGUUUAUAUACAAAUUAUAUUGUUUUAUGUAACUGAAAAA
Molecule: messenger RNA, 588 nt
Organism: Apaloderma vittatum (bar-tailed trogon)
Lineage: Eukaryota; Metazoa; Chordata; Aves; Trogoniformes; Trogonidae
Product: syntaxin-12-like
Exons: 4
Coding region: 16-351 (111 amino acids)
Biological process (GO): vesicle fusion; intracellular protein transport
Cellular component (GO): postsynaptic recycling endosome; synaptic vesicle; synaptic vesicle membrane
Molecular function (GO): SNAP receptor activity; SNARE binding
Source: RefSeq, a predicted model, not a curated record